This is a messenger RNA of Pygocentrus nattereri (red-bellied piranha), 3812 nucleotides long. It is a transcript of the gene pdzrn4, whose product is annotated as PDZ domain containing ring finger 4. The transcript has 8 exons. Gene Ontology annotation, molecular function: protein binding. The record is from RefSeq and is a predicted model, not a curated record. Bases 383 to 2755 code for a protein of 790 amino acids. Lineage: Eukaryota; Metazoa; Chordata; Actinopteri; Characiformes; Serrasalmidae.
UACUACAGCAUGUGUAUGUGAGUGUGAAUGUGCUUCAGUAGCAUGCCUGAAAGAGAGAGGUGAGCAGAGACAGAGAGAGAGAGAGAGAGACAGAGGGAGAGAGAGAGAGAGAGACACACUGACUCCCACACGCUUCCAGUCUAGUGGAGGGUGGUCUGAAACACUCUGCUGCCUCCAGUCUGCUGCUCUGCUGCUCGCUCUCUCUUGUUCUCUCUUCUGGGUUAUUUUCCUUCGCUGCUGAUCAGGAGAGAGAAAAGAGGGAGACACUGAUGAGAGACGUCGCUCAGAACUUGCGGGAGAUCCCUGGUGUGUGUGCGGGUGUGUGUACCACUGCCAGACGUCCGUGGGGGGCUCCGAGCGGCGCCUCUCGCGCUCCGCCAGGAUGGGCUGUAACCUGUGCACGCUGCAGAAGAGAGAGGAGCACUACAAACUGCUGUAUGAGAUCGCUCAGGUAAAUGGGCGUGACUUUUCGAAAACUGGGCAUGAAGUGGCUGUUGAAGCAAUGCGGAAGGAGCCCAUUGUUGUCCAGGUAUUACGGCGGGGUCCAACAGCCAGUAACCAUGGCAACCUGCAAGAGGUUUGCGUGGUGGAUGUGUGUACUCAGACGGACAUCACGUUCGAGCAUAUUAUGGCUUUGGCUAAAAUGAGGCCAGCUACUCCGCCAGUGCCUGACAUCUGCCCCUUUCUGCUGUCGGACAGCUGUCAUUCCAUCCAGACAAUGGAGCAUGAGUACUUUGAGUGUCCAGAAUACUUGUCCAACCCUCGGGCAGAAGUGGAACGGACAGAUGAAUUUGAGUAUGAGGAGGUUGAGUUGUGUCGUCUGAACAGUCAGGAGAAGUUGGGGCUCACUCUCUGCUACAGGACGGAUGACGAGGAGGACACUGCUAUCUACGUCAGCCAGGUCGGCCCCAACAGCAUAGCCGCCAGAGAUGGACGCAUCAGAGAGGGCGAUCGGAUUUUACAGAUAAAUGGCUGUGAUGUCCAGGACAGGGAGGAAGCUGUGGCUCUUCUCUCUAAUGAAGACACCAAGAACAUUGUAUUAUUAGUUACCAGGCCAGAGGCACAGAUGGAUGAAGCCUGGUUGGAUGAAGAGCACCAUGACUUCCUGGAGGAGCUAAAGAUGGAAAUUCUGGAGGAGCGGAGAAAAGAAGAUGUCUUUCAGACAGCAAGUGAUAAGCAAUCCAAGAUGCCAGAUGAGGAUGAAGCCACCUGCUCCUCCACCCUGCAGGAUAAAGGCAGUGGGAUGAGACAUGGGCGUGAUGAGUGCUCCAGACCUCAUGUCCAAAAAAGGACUCCAAAGCGUAUGCAGCACCAAUGGGAGGUGGAGCCACAUCUGGUUGCCACCAGCCCAGCCAAUCAGGAGCUGAGCCAAGAGGGUGAACGUAGUGAGGCUGGAGUGGAAUGUGAUCAUUUCCAGCAGCUUCUGCAACUGAAGUGCCAGAUCCGGAAUGAAGGCGAGUGUGGCCUGGUGUACCGGCGCAGCAGCACCAUCGAGUGCAGUCUGACAGAGCAGGCCGGCAGAGGAGGUGUGGAGCGUGAGCUGCGUAUGCUGAAUGAGGAGCUACGCAGCAUUGAGCGUAAGUGCCAGAGCAUCAUGCAGGCCCACCAACUGCGCAGAAGCAAGCGGGAAAUACCUAGAGGAGACAAGGAUAGUAGGACUCGCCGGGCCAAGCUGGAAGAUAUCAAUGAGCAGCCUGAGAGGACGCAAUGUGAGAAGCUGAGGGACAAGGACAGCUCAAGUGCAUACAACACAGCAGAAAGCUCACGAUCCACUCCUUUGGGCACCGAAGGUUCGCCUGACCACUCUCUGCAAAGUUGCAUCCACCAAACCAAUCAGAGGAACUUGCGCAGUGGCAGUGCAAUUCAUACUCAGGGGGUAUCUUGCGGUAGCCCCUUAACUUCCCACAGCUGCCCUGCUUAUCGUCAUACCUCACCCACUCAUGGCAAUCUCACCUUUGAUAACACUAUUCAUGCUAACUCCACUGCACCGCUACAGACCCCAAUCACCAGUCCUGGGUCGCAAGGUCCAGGCCAGGCUCUGUCCAGCAGCCUGGAGCAGAGUCCUAGCAAUCCAUCGGAGUCAGACCCAGCCCUUCCGGCUGACGAUGAGCGGCAUGAUUGGUCGAGGAGCCGAAGCCGGGCAGCCCCUGGAGGCAGCCACCCCUCUCCUUACCACCCCAACACCAGUCAUUACCAGGGCUACAUGCAGCUCCUCCAGCAGCACUCAUCCUCCUCUCUAGAAUACUCUCAGAGCCAGCUAAGUUUGUUGAGCCUCCGUGGACGGCCCUCCCCUCCUCAGCCCGGUAGGCUGGAAUGGAAGGUAAAGGUCCGGGCAGACGGGACUAGGUAUGUGGCACGGCGUCCUGCUCGGGAUCGGAUCCUGAGGGAACGGGCUCUUCGGAUCCGCGAGGAGCGCAGCAGUGGCAUGACGACAGAUGACGAUGCUGCCAGUGAGCUGAAAAUGGGCCGCUACUGGAGCAAAGAAGAACGAAAGCAGCAGCUGGCGAGGGCCAGGGAGCAGCGACGUCGCCGUGAGUUCAUGCAACGCAGCCGGCUGGAGUGUCUAAAAGAGGCUGCUGGAACGUCAGGAGCAGAAGUCAGCAUCCUGGAACUGAGCCACAAGAAGAUGCUGAAAAAGCGCAACAGGAAAAUCUUGGACAACUGGAUGACCAUUCAGGAACUGAUGAGUCAUGGGGCCAGAGCACCCGAGGGCACCAAAGUGCACAAUGCCUUCCUGUCUGUCACCACCGUGUAGGGGUCCAAGCUCUGAAUCAGUGAUUUCUAACUCUGGUGCCGGUACAUUUUGAGUGUUGCUCUAACGUGAUCCUGCAAAUCAGCUAAUUAACAAGUCCUUCCUUUGUAGAAGAUGGUACGUUAGAUCAGGUAAACGCUAAAGCAGGGGUGCUCUAGGACCAGAUCUAGGAAGCACUGAUCUAGACUAAGGCUCCGCAUUCACUCUGUGCUACUACCUUUUGCACUGACCUCCUUCCAAAUGACAGUUUUCUAUUGUACAAAAGGCGAUAUUUUUCAUGUUUUUGUAUUACACCUUGUAAAGACCUUUCAGACCUUGUUUCAAAUCAGACAUGACUGUGAUGAAUGUUCAAUCUUUUUUUUUUUUUUUUUUUAUAUAUAUUAACUGGAAGUAUUUGACCACUACAGACCUCUCUGUCUUUUUUCUACAAGUGCAUAAGACUGCCAUUUUAAAAUUAGGUUUCAAACACUACUGUACAGUGCUUGGCACCUUAACGUUACUGCCCUUUACGAAGUCCUGUGUGUUUCAAAGUACUUGAAUUUUCAGUAUGGGUUUAUGCAGCCGCUCUCAAAUGUCCUGUAAAUACACCUUUUUCCUUCAUGUUAACCUCUAAGUAAGUGAAGUUCUUUGUUUGAACUUGAAUGGUUUACAAAGAUCAAAAGCUUUUUCAUAUGGUAUGACAAUACCAUUAUCAUGCAGUAUUUAUGAUAACUUCCCAUUGUUCUGUAGCUAAUUGAUUGUACAUUGAUUAUAUACAGUAUAGUUUUUCCACCUCUGAUGCCAAAUACAGUAAUUAGCUGUAUUCCUGAAUGAUAAUGGUACUGAGACUCUGAAACUCUGAGGUUUUUUUUUUAUCAAUUCUGAAUUUUAUCACUGUUGUUGUGCCUAAGGAUCUGGUGCUUUCCACUGUCUGCAAUGACUCAUUUUUCUACUAUACAUUGUGGUGAACAAAUGUGCAUUUUUGCUAACUUAUUGAUCCUCAACUUGUAGCUAUUUCCAGUGUAGUUGGCCACUUUGCAGCCAGGUCAACAUAUUCUAAGUGUACUACUUGGAUAAUAAA